Messenger RNA from Camelina sativa (false flax), 1032 nucleotides. RefSeq lists its product as uncharacterized. The record is from RefSeq and is a predicted model, not a curated record. Lineage: Eukaryota; Viridiplantae; Streptophyta; Magnoliopsida; Brassicales; Brassicaceae.
AUGGUCCACGAACUCUCUUCCAGAGUCCAUCGAGCCACGAGCUCUGCUCCCAACCUCGAUCGAGUGCUCGAAGAAGUCCAGCGCUCACCGUUUACGGCACGAAUCUCUCGCAUUCAAGUCCGUUACGUAAACAAGUUUAAGUUCACCCCGUACAACGGAUUAGACGAUCCGAAACCAUUUUUAACGUCAAUGAGUUUUGCAAUCAGCCGAGCUCAUUUCAGUGACGAAGAGUACGAAGCUGGCUGCUGCCACUAUCACGACCUUACCAUCGUUUUUCUCCAACAUCACUCUACAUUCAUGAUUCGAGGUGCGUCGAACGCCGAUCUCUGGAACAUGUUCCAGCGAAACGACGAAUCUCUCCGAGACUUCAUGGAGAGGUUUAAAAGAAUCAUCUCGAAGCUCUCGAUUGCCGACGACACGGCAAUAUCAGCUCUCCAAAAUGCUCUCGCUCACGGCUCCCGAUUUAGGGAGGACAUAAUAAUACACGAGCCUCUGACUCUGGAUGACGCACUACACCGUGCUAACAGAUACAUAGAGUUAGACGAAGAGAAGGCAUCGAGGACAAACCGUCCAGAACCCCCGGCCCCCAAAUCGUCCAAAGGAAAAGAGAAGGCACAAGACGAGCAUCACGAGCCUCGUCAACACUUUGACAAAGAAUACGCCGAUAAGUUGGACAAAGGAAAGAAAGUCCAAACGUUUGCAGUUAGUAAUCAAGACCCCAAGGCAUCUUCAUCAAGGCCCUGGAAUAACAAGUGGGUCCGAGACCCAUCAGGAAAGGGUGGCAACAAAUAUUGCGAAUACCACAAGCGAGCAGGACACUCAACAGAAGAGUGCCGCACCCUCCAACAAAUAUUGCUCGACAAAUUUAAAGAAGGCCAAAUUGACGUCGAUCUCGAGCGACGACAAAUAGCUGUUCACAGGGAUAACCAUUUCUUCAAUCCUGAGAACGAAAACCCAAGCAAGCAAUAUAACACCGCCCCCGCGCCACAACCGAGACCCGAAACCUUACCACCGCCCCCCAUCAACCCAUAA